AUGCAGAGCCCAGCAUCCCUGUAUGAGCUGGCUAAGCAGAACCUGAUGAAGGGUGAUACCACAACCAGCGGUGCUUUGCAUGAGCUGCCCACUGUGAUCUUCCAUGACUUAUUCAUGGAUGCUUUCAUGAGGGAACACAAUGAGGUCUUGAAGGUUAUGGUGCAGUUCUGGCCAUUCCGCUACCUCCCUUUGAGGACCCUUAUGCAAAUGAGGAAACAAGAUACCCCGCAUGCUCAGUUAGGAGAGAUUACAACAGAAAAGAGAGAUCUGCAGACCUUAGAAGCCCUACUGGAUGGACUUGACAUGCAGCUGUCCCAGAACGUUCAUCACAGCUAUUCCGAAAUCUAUGCUUUUUACUUACUACAGUUACAAAAUCUACAAGAGCUGCAUAUGAACAAAGUCUCCUUCCUGCGUGGAAAUCUGCAUAAGAUCAUCAGGAGCCAGACCCCCUUGGAGGCUCUGUCCUUGUGUUCAAGUCCCCUGGAUGAAUCUGAUUUGAAGCAUCUUUCCCAAUGUUCAAGCACAAGCCAGCUCAAGGCCCUGACUCUGAGGAGAAUUUCAAUUAAAUCAUUCAAUCCCAGGACCCUCCAGGUUUUGCUUGACAAAGUGUCCAACACCCUGGAGACCUUGAUUCUAGAAUGCUGUGAUAUCACAGACACUCAGAUCCUGGCCAUCCUGCCCGCACUCAGCCACUGUUCCCAGCUGAAGGCCUUCAAUUGCUAUGGAAAUGACAUUUCCCAUGGGACACUUCAGGCCCUGUUGUACCAAACUGCUGGACUGAGCCAGUUUACCCAAGGGCUGUAUCCUGCCCCCAUGGAGAGUUAUCAGUCUAAUGUUCUAACAGAGUUUGUGGACUCUCAGAGAUACGCUCAAGUCUAUGCUGAACUGACACCAGUCCUGCAGGACAUAAGACCAUCCCCCUUGAAUUUUGAUCCUACAGUAGCCUUUGGAGGCCACAAUUAG
Molecule: messenger RNA, 963 nt
Organism: Octodon degus (degu)
Lineage: Eukaryota; Metazoa; Chordata; Mammalia; Rodentia; Octodontidae
Product: PRAME family member 8-like
Exons: 4
Coding region: 1-963 (320 amino acids)
Cellular component (GO): cytoplasm
Source: RefSeq, a predicted model, not a curated record